AUGUAUGUUUGGGUAAAAUCUGUAGUGUACCUUGCAAUCUUUGGCGGCGUCGGAUACGGCCUGCUGGAGCUGACGACACCGAGCGAGGAUAAGCUAAAGCAGUUCCGCCAGCCGGGCCUGGAAGCGGAGGAAAAGGGCAAGAAGGCACUGUUUAUGAAGAAGAUCCAGGAGGCUAGCCGCGAGGAGCCAAUUUAUCUGAAGAAAAAGAGCGACUAAAUACCGUCACACUCACACACACAUACCCGCGUAACACACGCACACACAAUGGAGGAACUGAUCGACGGUGGUGCGCUGAACGGCAAGGAGAAGAUUACGGAACUGCUGAACCGACGGCACAAGGAGCGGGAACUGCACAUACAGGCAGCGAAGCUGGAACGACA
Molecule: messenger RNA, 380 nt
Organism: Anopheles coluzzii
Lineage: Eukaryota; Metazoa; Arthropoda; Insecta; Diptera; Culicidae
Exons: 1
Coding region: 1-216 (71 amino acids)
Biological process (GO): mitochondrial respiratory chain complex III assembly
Source: RefSeq, a predicted model, not a curated record